AUGCCUUCGUCCUCUGGAGAGAAAGCUACGAUGUCCUACACUCCUCCCGCUGGCCCAGCCCAAGGGCCGCCAGUUUACACGCCACCGCCAGCCGAUGGCCAGGGGUAUCCUCCUCAGCAAAGCUACGCUUCACCACCACCACCACAAGGAUACCCUCCACAACAGAAUUAUGCUCCUGCUCCCCAGCAAGGCUACGCACAACAGCCAGUCUACUCUCCGCAACCACAACCCACUCCUGCUCAGGUUGGAGAGAACUACCGUGCCCAACUCUUUGCUCAGUGUGCACAAGGCCAACAUUCGCCUACAACGAAGUAUGGUGUUUGCGGUAUUAUCACAGCGGUUGUCUGUUUCCCUAUCGGCUUAAUUUGCCUUUUUAUCGACACCGAACAACGAUGUGAUCGCUGUGGAAUCAAACUAUCAUGA
Messenger RNA from Mycena indigotica, 423 nucleotides. RefSeq lists its product as uncharacterized. The coding region runs from base 1 to 423 and encodes 140 amino acids. The transcript has 4 exons. The record is from RefSeq and is a predicted model, not a curated record. Lineage: Eukaryota; Fungi; Basidiomycota; Agaricomycetes; Agaricales; Mycenaceae.